Parastagonospora nodorum SN15 is the source of this 644-nucleotide messenger RNA. RefSeq lists its product as hypothetical. Bases 107 to 364 code for a protein of 85 amino acids. The record is from RefSeq and is a predicted model, not a curated record. Lineage: Eukaryota; Fungi; Ascomycota; Dothideomycetes; Pleosporales; Phaeosphaeriaceae. The transcript has a single exon.
CUCCAUCAAGCAAUCCCACGAUUAUCAGCCGACAUACCACCGCUUCAUCCAAUACAAAACACUCCAAAGCACUUCUCACUUUUUGAACUCCAAACCAACUCUCAACAUGUCCGCCAUGACCCAGAACCGCCAGCAAGUCUACGUCUCGGACGGCUUCUCAGAGCCCAUGAGCGCUCAGCACAACUUUGCCAACAACUUCGACCUCGACAACCCCGACGCUGCCAUGUCUGCGUACCAGAGGAUCAUGCACGAGCACACCAAGCGCCAGCUUAGCACCGCCACCGACUCUGCCCGCCGACGAAGCGGCUCUUCAUCCAAUGCUGAGUCGCGGUCGCUCGAGUCUGUCUCAUCACAAGAGUCAUAAUAUUGUCGAUUGCCAUCUACCAUCAAACAUCAAUACCUUCGACAUUACCCUUCAACCGUCUGCGACGUUUUAGCGUUCAGCGACAUGCGAUUCGAUCCGGAAUCGACUUUCAACAUUAUUUUUUUUCAUCAUCCCUACAGAGCAUAAGGGCGGCGUUUGGGAUCAAUUAUUCACCACCACGGAUGGGCUAGUUUGGCGUUCACAUUGUCUGCGGGUCAACGCAGUCUCAUCACAUCAAUAAAUUUCUACACCCUCUCAUGGGUGCAUUUGCACACUUCAU